This is a messenger RNA of Pleuronectes platessa (European plaice), 9733 nucleotides long. RefSeq names its product suppressor of cytokine signaling 5b (gene socs5b). The transcript has 2 exons. Gene Ontology annotation, molecular function: 1-phosphatidylinositol-3-kinase regulator activity. NCBI's taxonomy places the organism in Eukaryota, Metazoa, Chordata, Actinopteri, Pleuronectiformes, Pleuronectidae. Gene Ontology annotation, biological process: intracellular signal transduction; phosphatidylinositol phosphate biosynthetic process. Gene Ontology annotation, cellular component: phosphatidylinositol 3-kinase complex. Bases 376 to 2061 code for a protein of 561 amino acids. The record is from RefSeq and is a predicted model, not a curated record.
GUCAGUCGGGCUCAAGCACGCUAUACACCGUCCUCCUCUCCGGCUCCCUGUCUGCCGAGACCUCCGUCAUAUUGGCUGCUAGAGGCAGCUGCGACCACGGCAGGAGCGGAGACCCCUACCAUGGCGAGGAACGGGCUUCUGCGGCACUCAAAGAACAACUGAGCUCAGUUAUCAUUGGACUGGUGUUCAACUGGUUAAUGUGGGAAUAUUCGGGAUGGUACCUCCAAGUAUCCGCGAACCUCUCGUGCUUUCAUCCGACACCGUGGUCCGCAGAGGGGAUAUGUGCCUGACUUCUCUUAAUAGCCAUUUUCUGCAGACAAAGAGAGCUGUUGAAUAGGCUUCCACAAGGCAUCCGGGUCCCAGGGGCUCCUGUUGAUGAAGCAAGUGGGCAACAUGUGGAGCAACCUGAAGAACAAAUGCCAGACGCUGUUCCAAAACAACAGUUCAGGACUCAGUGAGACCAGGGUUGAGGCAGAUGCUGUCCACUGUGUGGUGGAUCUUUGCCAAGGAGGCAGCUCAGGUGAUGCACAUGCAUCAGGAGCCUCCAGCCCAACACGGAGCCUCCUACCAGUGCCAAUGGUAACAUCAGGGCGGCGCCAUCACAACUGUGUGUCGGACAUCCCUCAGAUAGUAGAGAUUAGUAUCGACAAGGACGCAGAGGAUGUGCGAGGUGGGUCGGGGGCUGUUCCCCAUGCCAGGAGAGACUCCUAUUCCCGUCAUGCUCCAUGGGGGGGCAAGAAAAAACACUCAUGUUCCACCAAAACCCAGAGCUCUCUGGAAGCAGAUAGGCGUUCUGGGCGUUUACGGGGGAGUGGGAACCGUAGGGAAAGGCGUUAUGGAGUCAGCUCCCUCCAGGAGAUGAGUGACUCUGGAGGACGCAGUCUAAAUUCCCGGUCUUUGCGUCAACGGCUAAGCGAUACAGUGGGACUGUGCUUACCCCUACCUGCUCGUAGACGCUCUCGUUCAUCAAAGAACCCUGUCACCUCUAAACGUAAGAUUCACCUUACAGAGCUCAUGCUAGAAACGUGCCCCUUCCCACCAGGCUCAGACCUUGCUCACAAGUGGCACUUGAUCAAGCAACACACAGCACCGGUCAGCCCGCAUUCCUCCACUGCCCUGCUUGAUGCCUUUGACCCGGCCCAGACCUCUCCUGAGGAUGAAGAGGAACGCCUACGUGAGCGCCGCCGACUUAGCAUUGAGGAAGGUGUGGACCCACCACCUAAUGCACAGAUCCACACCCUGGAGGCCUCAGUGCCGGGCUCCUCUCUCUACAAACUGGGACCAAAGAUGGCUCCUGGCAUUGGAGAAGCCUCUGGGGAUGGCCGGGCCUCAGGGACUGGCAGCUCCUUGGGUGCUGGAUCAUCAGGGGCAUGUGGGCCAGUGCCGGGGGCUUCAGCGUCAACUCAGGACUGUGACUCUGAGGAGGAUUCAACCACCCUCUGUCUACAGGCCAGGAGGCCCAAGCAGAGGCAUGCCUCUGGGGAUGGUCACCUGAGCCGGCAGCAACCUGGCCCCUGGAAGGUUCACACCCAGAUAGACUACAUCCACUGUCUGGUGCCUGACCUAAUGCAGAUCACAGCUCUGCCCUGUUACUGGGGUGUGAUGGACCGCUAUGAGGCUGAGGCUCUGCUGGAUGGACGGCCAGAGGGCACCUUCCUGCUGCGUGACUCCGCCCAAGAGGACUACCUCUUCUCCGUUAGCUUCCGCCGUUACAACCGCUCACUGCAUGCCCGCAUCGAGCAAUGGAACCACAACUUCAGCUUUGACGCUCAUGAUCCUUGUGUAUUCCACUCUUCCACCGUCACAGGACUGCUCGAGCACUACAAGGACCCCAGCGCCUGCAUGUUUUUUGAACCGCUGCUCACAGCACCUCUCCAUCGAACCUUCCCCUUUGGGCUGCAGCACCUGGCACGAGCUGCCAUCUGCCGCUGGACCACAUACGAUGGAAUAGGCUCUUUGCCGCUGCCCCCUGCCCUACAGGACUUCCUCAAGGAGUAUCACUAUAAACAAAAAGUACGAGUACGCUGGCUGGAGAGGGAACCGCCACUCAAGGUCAAAUAGGUCGGGCUUCUCCUUCGCCUGCACACACACACUGCAGCCGGAUCACAGAACUUGAGAAAUUCCUCAUUAGUCAAUUAGAGGCUAUACUGAUGUCUGUUCUCUUUCUGGUGAGCGAUCGACUUUAAGUGUAACAAGCUAUACCAGAUUCAUUCUAGUCUUUGUUUUAGUUAUUACUUACAUCACAGAAAAUACAUAUGAUUAUAUUCAGUAUAAUGCUCUCUGGCAAGCACAUGUUUUUGCGUUGAACAGGUUAUUUUGACAGGAAGGGAAAGCACAAAUAUCAGUGCUUUUUGUCUUUUCUCUCCGCUUGUGCUAAAUGUCUGCCUGAUCCCACAACAUCACCCUGUAGACCUGCCUGCAUGCCUCCCAUGUUCAUCCCAAGUUACUAUCUGGGCCUACAUGGCUACGUUGUACAGUUCACUUUGUGCUUUUUCAAUUUUUUCCCCCCUAUUUUAUUUCCUUAGCUUGUUAAAGCACCUAGUGGAGCACCUUCCCAGAAUGGUUUUACGAUGUGUUAGGGUUCAGAGGGCAUCUGGAGGUGCUAUUGGUAAAUUGCAGUCAGAGCUUGUCCCAUGGAUAAAGCUAAAUAAGGCACAUUCUUUGCCAUCUCUUUGCACGCAUUAGGAUCAGCUAAGCCAGAGAAAGGAACAGAUUCUGAGGGGGUCCACAGAGUUCAGGACAGCAAAUCAGGGAAAUUAAGUGCUUUCUAAGGAUAAUAGAUAAGUCCUUAGAAACUCAAGUUCCUUCUUAAACAACAAAUCAGUCUGUGUCCUAUUUAGUGAAAUCAACAUUUUUCCAUACUUGUGCAGAAUUGCUUUGGAACUAGAUGGCAGAUUGAGGAAAUACUCAAAUCUUGUUACAGACGUCAAUAGUGGCCGAUCAGUUCUUCCCUGGCCGCAGGCUCUUCAACUCUUUGCACAUGUUCAUCCAGUCCCAAUUCAUCAUCACCUAUAUCGAUUCAACCUGUAUAAAAGUUAUCUCCUAGUGUAACAUUUGAGCAGUCUGGUGUCUUUAUGGAAUUGCACUAUGGCUUUAUAGGGUUUAGUUUUACACCUCUUUAGUUCAAUCAACUCUUUUUUAGUGGCAUCUGGCUUCACAGGGUUUGACCCUGUGUCCAAUUUGGUCAUUUUUCUUUUAUUUUCAGCAUACUCUUGUAACCUUGGUGCAGCUAGCUAUGCACUAUUGUGAGGAAUACUAACAGGUGUUGAAGUUAGGGGUGCAUGAGACAAGUUGCAGCUGAGGACAAUCAAAUCAAAUUCAAAAUGCCAGUGUCCCUUUAAACAUGACUGACUUUAAUCUGCUCAAACUACUUGACUUUGACUCGGAAGGGGCUCCUCCAUGUGAAACCCCUUAUAAUAUAAUAUCAUAAAUGUGGAGGACAGAUGAUGUAAAAUUAUAGUUUCUUCUGAGAAUCUGCUAAUGGAGAUAGUAGAGCAAAACUACCAUGAUCAGAUUGCUUCUUAUUUCACUUCCCUUCUGAAUUAAUAUUUAUUUUAAUUAUGUGGAGCUGUUUUUAUGAAGCGCAACGUGUCUCCAACAGGAAAGUGGUCAUGGGGGCAUUUCUUGGGAGUUGACCCCUCCACAACUUAUUACUAAGAAGACUCAACCCCAACAAAUCCUUCUUGAGAGGUCGGCAUAUACUUGAGAGCUUUAGUUAUGUAAUCACAAUGAUUUUAGUUUGUGCUUCUCGGGGGAAAAAAACACUGCUGGUAGAAAACAAGUGUAACCUACGUGCCUUUUUUUUUUUAGAAAACCAUUUGUCUCGUUCCAUAAUCAGUCCAAACCUGGAGAGAUGGAUGCUCUCAAAUGACACUGAAAAGAAGAACCACGCAAGGUGCAGGAGCUCAUGGCUCACUCACUUCUGAUAUUCUUUAAAAUCUGUGCAUCAGACAAAAGAUCAGUGGUGCUAUGUUGGUUUAGACAUGACAGGUUAUAAAAAUAAGUUUUACAUUAGUUACAUCUCACCCACAGAUGCAUGCAUUAGUCGCCACAUUAUGGGUUGUGUGGUAAGUAGUAUUAGGUCGUUAGAGGGUCCAAUGCCAGCCCUACGGUAGCAAUUAUCUGUGAUAGAUAUCCAUGUUUGUCUUGUCCUCACAAGUGUAGGGUCUUAGCUACAACUUGCGCAACAAAUCUCGAUGAGAGGGCGAGAAGGUAAAAUCUAUACUGUGAGCAUGUUAAUAAGAAUAAUUCAGCUUCUAAUGACGGUGCUCAACCUCGCUAGCCAUAAGCAGUAGUGUUUGUUUGACAUUAGUCACCUCAGUGUUUCCCACAGAUGUAUUUCAUAUUUGCUGUUACAGGGGGUUAACAUGCAUAAAGGCCACUAACAGAUUCCAAGUGAAAGAUACAUGAAACGAAGAGAAACGGAAAUUCUCGCGGGAGUGACAAAAUUGCAUUGAUGCCUUAACUGUAGCUAAAACUAUGAGGUCUGUGUCUGCAUAAACAGUUAAAACAUUAUGGACCGUAGUGCGAACACGCGGUAGUACAACCACAUGGAAGUGCCACAGCGUGAGUGAGCAGACUGCAAAUAGUGCUUCACAUACCAAGUAGGAGAUCUCUUUUACUAUAAGGGGGGUCAAACUAAAUAUGGGGGGGCCGCUGCAAUCUAUUCAAUGAGAAACACUGGUUAAUAUUAACAAAUCACAUGCACAUGACAUGUUGGAGAUUGAGACAGGUGCAGAGAAGACAGCAGAUUCCCUACAAUACAUCAAACUUAACUACAAAGCAUGUAAAUGAAACCCUGCAAGUAAUGCAUAAAACAAGAACAUUGUUUUUGAAACAGACGAGCUGAUGAUCACUGGACAGGUUCAUCUGUAAAUGUUCUCAAACAAGUGAUUUUUUUCAGUCUGUAUGUGUCAUGGCUUAUCAUUACACACUUACUGUACAUUAAAGGUUAUUUUCAUUCUCAUUGAGGAUUUCAUGCCUCUGCGUCGAAUUCAGGCCGUAGGUGCACACGUAGUCUACAUACGUGGCCGAGCACUGAUAGUUGUGCGUUGGUGAAUGUGAGUCGUGUUGCAAUGAAUGAAGAAAAAGAAAGGUUGUCCACAUUCGUUUCUUCAACUCCAUUCAAAAGUGGUGCUGAGUCGUUGGAAAUACGAUGCUACCCAGCGGAGCAAUAACAGCUCUUGCGGUAAAUUUCCGGGGAGGUUUACAUCAGCGUACAGCGUCGGCGCUGUGUUGGGUACACAGCCAAGCAUAUGCUACGGCUUAGCUUUGAUACAGAAGCUUGCAUUAGGAUUUAGACUGCUCUUUGCAUCAACAUAUUUCUGCAAAUAGCUAGCCAUGUCCACCUCAUCUACACCCUGAAACUCAAAAAUCCAUUUUCACAUAUUUAUAAGUGACUAGACAUAUUCGCUGCAGGUGGUUAAUGAGAUGGAUAGAUGAUAGAAAGAUAGAUUACUUUAUUCAUCCCCGAAGGGAAAUUAAGUCGUCAUAGCAGGCGGUACAUUUGAAUACAAUAAAAUACAAUACAAUAGAAUAUGAAGUUAAAGGAGUUCAUAUUUCUCAUAUAACUGACCUGAAGUUUUACCUUCCACACUGCUUUGUGAAUUGAUCAACAUUACCUCCCAUAAAGCCUGGAACCUUUUCACUGCCCCAAAAUUAGUCAAAUGUGUUUUUAUGGUUAAUUUGUUUAUAAACGGACAAAAUUGCCCAUCAAUAUACUCAGUAACCAUAAUGACAAAUGAAAAUGUUUUUACAAAUAUUGGCCACUUUACAUUAGGUUUUGUUGGAGCAUCCUCACAGCCUCUGAAUUAAAUUUAAAAUGAGAUUUCUACACCCCUGGAUCUGGGCAGUUCAUCCCAAAAUCUCAUUAUCUGUCAGAUCAGAUUAGAAACGGUGAGCUGCAGCUUCACGUCUCUCAAAUGUUCAGAAAGCUUCAGAAACCUUAUCAUUCAAAGCUGAACCAUCAUCGUUCUACCCAAAUGCUCUUUGACAAACUCGGUGCAGACUGUCAUAUGUCUUUGAUAUUACUGGGGUACUGCUGAGAUGGUCAUCCUUCCACCAGGUUCUACCACCUCGGAGUGCUCCUGGUGCUCUGUUUGAGUGACUAAUCUCACACUUCUUCCAAUUUACAAUUACCAAUGCUGCUGGGCUCCUGUGAACACACAAAGCAGAGAAUUGGUUUUAAUUCCUUGUUACGAUCUAUGCGUCGCCACAAUUGUAUCUUAUGUGCAGAAGCGAAUGCCAUUUUAAACAAUGUGGAAUCAUUUAAUUUUGUCACAGAUGGACUCCAGUCAGGUUCUAGAGAACUCUAAAACAGGAUGUACCUGACCACAGCUUGUAGUGCUAUAUCUCAGUAUUUGAAUAAAUUAAAAUCAAUUAAUAGUUUGAUUUCACUUGCAAAAAUUAAUUAAGGACUGACUGUGUAAUUUUUGGUUUUUGAUUCUAGGUUGAUGUAAAAACGCUCAUUUUAAAAUACAAUAUUGAACACAACAAAGUGCAAAAUGUUAAGAUAUCUGAAUUAUCUUUAAGACCUCUGCAUCGGUUUUAAACACCCAUACAUCACACUAUCUUCCAUUUUGCUCUCUGCCACUUUCUUAUGCUGCGGCUAAGCAGUAGCAUUUAACUUCUGACUGUACCCCACCUGACCUGAAGACACUAAUCACAUGCUAACUUUUAUCAAGUUGGGAUAUAAAUUGGGUGCCAUAAGCGCCACUCUGUUGCCUCACGGCUGUUGUAUGAUUAAUGCCAUUUUUUUAUUUUGUCCUACUACUCUCCAUCUGGCCAUAUCCCUAACAUCACUGGAUAGAGAUGACUUUGGUUUAGAGAGAACUGAAGGCCUGUUUGUCCUGUCCUCUACUCUUUCUCCAACCCUGCUUGGGACUAUGUUAGGCUCAAGUUAAACUUCAGGAGCAAGAGGAGAGAUGGGGCUGGGUGACUGUUUUGGCAACAUGCUCACAGAGACAACGAGGGAUCUGUUGAAGUAAAUAGCACUUUAAUUGUGUAUUUGUGUUCUGCAGUGCAAUCUGCAGGUGUUGGGACAGUGACACGUUUUUUGUUAUUUUGGCUCUUUACUACAUGAGUUGGGCUUAAUGACUUGCAGCUUGAACUGUAAUCCUAUUGGGUGAACAUGGUAGAAAUUUUGCCAGUUUUUGUGUGUGGUCUUUAAAUGAAUACGGCCAAAGGCUAUAGCUGCUUUCAGACAUGCACUGAACUCCGGAUAAUCUGGACAUUUUUGCGGAGAGUCUGAAUGUGUAAAUGCAAAGUCGAGAGAUUCCGGAUUCACUCUUGAGUUUUUCUGGCCAGCCCCUUUGGAGAAUGUCCAGAUAAGCCCAUGUGAGAACACAGCAGGAGAUUUCGAUGCGAGCGAGUAAAUGUGUUGACAAUUUUAUUACACGACAGACACAAAACUAAACAAAAAUAAUACAAUAUCUCGGUUUGAAAAAGAGGUGCCAUACACGUAGAAGAUGAAGAUGUAAAGAGAGUUUUUGGCUGCCUGCUGCACCAACCACCCUCUGAACACCCUCUGAUGUCUGAGUGGAGAAACUCCUGUAGCUUUGUUCAUUUGUGCCCCAAGAUACUCAACCCCAAAUUGACCUCUGCCCUUCUCAUAGAAAAAGUGCUGCCCAUGAAUGCACUGUCUCAAUGUGAAUGGCAAAAACCUGUACUCUAAAGCGCUUUGAGAGGUCAUCAGGACUAGAAAAGUGCAUAAAAAUACAGCUCAUUCAUGUCUGAAAUAGCUAUACAAUGGUGAUGUUCAGGGAGACAUGUAACUGAAGCCAUUUUCAUUCUGGCUUGUUGACUUCAGUCAGGUUGUCAACAAGUGGAACCUCCUCCGUUGCACUGAGGUUAAGACUUGGCCAGUCAUGGACAAUACAUUUCCUGGGCUGUCUUGUUUAUAAGAUAAUGAACCUUGCUAGCCUGCUUUAUCUUGAAAUUGCAUAAAAUCAUGUGUUCCCACUCUGCUCACCCAAAAUGGAUUUGAACCGUCUGAAAUAUGAGGGGAAGAAUCUGGGAGUUAGCACUUUAACCUCAUAGUCAUUGUUUCAUGACCAGUACGCUGCACUUCAAAACGACUCAAAGCGUCCCACUGUCCAAAUACUUGUAGCCGGCACUGAUAGUAUUUAGCUCAAGAUGGCGAGACUUGUGUUAGGAAAUAGCCGGCGGUCUUGAAAUCUUUCACGGAUGGUCAGUUGUUGAAAGCCGCAUCGAUGGAGGUGUGUUCUCUACCACGCUGCAGACUGUGUGUGUGUUACGUGGUAGUAUAUAAGUGAAUGGACUGAGCCACGCAGAGGGUUCUUAUGGAGGGAAAUGUAGAGUUGGCUGUGAGGGGUGACGACAGUGACUCCAAUGAACGCCUCUCUGACCCGUCCCCUUCACCCCCCAACCCUCACCCCUCUUAUUCUCAGGCAGGCGCGUCACAAAGGAGAGUCCCAGGACCCUCUCUACCUAGUUUUCCCCAUGGGAAAUAAUCUGAUGUUAAGCGUAGCACAUGUUUGCCAUAUAACCCAUAGAUUUUAGUAGAAGAAGAAGAAAAAACAUUGUAUGUAUGAUGAAUGAUAGAAUUGUGUAAUUGGAGCCUGAAGAAAAAGACGUUUUAUUCUUCUGUGGUGCAUCAGCUGUCUGUCACACACCAUGACACUUCUUCUAACACCUGCACUAAACACACACACACCCCAUUACCCCACCCUAAGUCAGGGAUGUGUAUGGACCACAUUUAGCCAGCACCACCUUUCUGUGUGACCCCCCCCCCUCAAUAAAGGGACAACAAAGAUGGGUGUUUGUGUAUAUUCUGUGUUGUUAUAAAAAAAAACUAAAUGCCAUGAAUUGAACUAUUUUGACCUUACAUUGUCAUUAGCAUGACACUAUUUAGCUGCACUAAGAGGUCCUCGUUUGUUGCAAGAAACCACUGGGUCUGGUCCGGAUGAGGGACAGGCUGGUUAAUGUCGCGAGCAACAGCAACACCCCUGGAUGUAGGACCUCCACCCACCCACCUUGGUACGACUCACGGUUUCAGCUCUUUGAGGACAAAAAAAGAUAUUUUAAAGAUUUCUUUUCAUCUUCCCAUAUAUAUUUUAGAAAGCUGGAUCAAGUGCUAUAUGCAAACAGAAAAGAUGUAUGAAAGAAUUAUUUUUCAUUAUUACUUCUCCCUAAUAUGCAAUGGAGUGUAGUGUAACAAUGGUUGCAAUCCUCUGUCACUUUAAUGCUGUAUGUGCACAUUGGUUGCUUUGUGGAUGUGGGUGCCGAGGCAACAGGACUUGACAAUGAUGGGAACUAAUGGUUGUCAGUCUGCAGCGCCGGCGUGUUCCCAGACUGCCUUAUUCGUUCUGACCAUUCACAAGAGCCCUGUUUGAAAACCGAGGGGGUGCAGCCACUACCACGGGCUGACCAAGCCGCAGUCAGAUGAAUAUCGCUGUUCCAUUUUCUUCUGCUUUUCCCUUGCUUUUUUUCUUCUUUUAUUUUUAAAACCUUUUCUUUCUUUUUCUAUUCUUCUGCUGUCAGUUAAGAUUUGGAGCGUGUAAAUGGCAUAAUCAUGUUCACAUCUCACUGUCUGUUCUGUGUAUCUGCUUCACCAUUCAAUGAAAAAAAAACAGUUGUUUUCCAGUAUAACCUGUUCAUUUUUAAGAGCCGUAUGGUGCGACACUUGUAGCUGUCACUCUUGGUGCUUGGCUUAUGCUUCAUUGUCUUAAUAUUCCAAAUAAAACUGUUAAGUGUAAUCCACACUGGCCCAUGA